UGAUUCGAUUUGUUCAAUCUGGUAAAUGUGAAGAACAAUGGCUUUAAAGGCGAAGAAAAGUUUAAGCGCGCUGUUUCGCUAUGCGAUGAGAAACGCUGCCAAGACUGCCGAAGUCGAAGCUAAAGCCAUAGCCGGAGAUUCACUGACUUCCGACACUGGACUAGUGUCAUUGAGUUUAAUGCCGGACUUUCUCUCAUCGCUUAAGUCUUCCGAAGAUUCGUCCAUCACUGGACAAGAUCUUGGAGAACCGGCACUCGCGGGUCAGGUCUCGUCUGCGUUAGAUGUUAAAUCAAUUGGUAAUAGUCUUAUUCAAGAAAGAAAUGGCGAUAAUGGUUUUUCGAAGAACGCAUUGGAAACCUCAGAUAUCCUGCCUAGGAAAAUUGUUUCGUCGCAAAAGCCAAAACAGGCUUCACGUGGUAGGGUGCAGACAGAGAAUUAUCAGAAAAAACAGUCAGAGAUUAUGGAGAAGCUUGCCAAGGGCUGUGUUCGGAAGUUGGGCACUGAGACUAUGUUUGAGGUGUUGACUAAAAUGGGAAAAGAAGCGGGUGAGAAAGAAUACAACGCAAUGACUAAACUAUGCAUAGAACGCGCAAGGAGAAGCAAUGAUGCAGAAUAUGCUCUUGAUCAAAUUGGGAAGGCUAUUGAACAUCUCAAGGAAAUGAGACAACUUGGAUUCUCUAUAGGAGAAGGAGCUUAUGGGCCUUUCUUUAAGUACUUAGUUGAUAUGGAAAUGGUAGAGGAAUUCCAAAUUCUCAAGGAUUUUAUUAAGGAGGCUUGUCCUGAGUCUUGUGGGAGACUUGUCUACUAUGAAAUGCUCCUUUGGAUCCAAGUCAACGACGAAGAGAAGAUCCACAAACUUUGCAAUACAAUUGAUGAUAGUGGGCUAAGUUUAUCAAAUUUACAAGAAUAUUAUUUGGUUGCACUGUGCGAGAAAGACAGUAAGGAAAAUUUUCAGAAGCUGUUAGAGAUUGUCAACAUAACAACAGUAUCUUCCCCAGACGCAUUGAAAAGCAUAUUUGGAUACCUUGGAAAAUUGAUGUUGGAGUCUGUUGCAGUGAAGCUACUUUGGGAACUAAGAGACUGUGAUGGAGUGGAGACAGUUUCAAAUCUCAUAUUCAGCUAUGCAACCUGCAUCCCAAAUUCAUCGGUAGAAGAUGCCAUUUUCAAGUUUAACAAGUUGCAUGAAGAACUAGAUAUCGUACCUUCAUAUACAUCUUAUGAGAAUCUUGUCAGUUAUCUUUGUGGCUCAAAUGAGGUGGUCACUGCUCUUGAUAUAGUUGAAAAUCUGUGUGAAGCAGGUCUGGUGCAAAGAAUCUAUUCAAUAAUGAGCAACAAGAGUGUGAAGCCAAAUAGUGAGACUUUCAGGAGAUCGAUACAUUUGUGCAUAAGAAUCAAAGACUUUGAAGGUGCAUAUACUAUGCUUGGUAAUUUGAAGAAUUUCAAUUUGGCACCGAACUCUAGCAUGUACAAUUCUAUAAUGGCAGGAUAUUUCCGGGAGAAAAACGUGAACAGUGCUUUAAAGGUCCUCAGGGAAAUGAAAGACGCUGAUGUUAAACCUGAUUCCGUGACUUUUAGCUAUCUAAUAAACUAUUGCGGUGAGGAGGCGACUAUUGCGAAGUACUAUAAGGAGAUGAAGAAAGCAGGAGUUGAAGUCAAUAAGCACGUUUACAUGUCCCUUAUUAAAGCAUAUGCAUCAUGCGGACAGUCUGAGAAGGCAAAACAGGUGCUCUUGGACCUGGAAGUUCCGGCUAAGGAUCACAAUGAGCUGAAAAGUGUGCUUAUAUCUGCUCUGGCAUCAAAUGGAAAAAUAACAGAUGCUUUAAGUAUUUAUGAAGAAAUGAAGAAACUCGGCUGCCCCGUAGAGCCAAAAGCUAUUAUAUCUCUUAUAGAUAACUCUGAUUCAAACGCAGAGUUGAGAACGUUGGUUGAACUCACUCAUGAGCUGCGUGAUUAUAAAUUUUGGAUAGAUGGUUUCUUCAAAAUUAUCGUGUUCGCUGUUCGCAACAAUAGAUCAAGCUCUAUUCUCGAUUUGCUAGAGCAGACCAAAAACCACUUGUCCAAGGAUGACAUCGCUGUGGAAUAUUGGUUUGAAGAGGUGUUUAAGUCAAUAGCAGAAACAGAGUCUAAUGAUGUGAAGCUAGGGCUGGACUUGGUGAGUUUUAUGAAAGAAGAGCUUGAGUUAUGUCCUUCAAGAAAAUGUCUAGAUUUUCUUCUACAUGCUUGUGUCAAUGCCAAAGAUAAGCAGAACGCUCUACUGGUUCUAGUAGCUGCAGGAGAUUCGAAAAGUGCAGAGGCAUUAGUAUCAAAGAUUCCUAAUGACGAUAAAGAUGUCAAAUGUAUAGUUAAAGAAAGCCGUAUUACAAGUAUUUUAUGUGUUCACCCCGAGGAUGAAGCCGUUGCCGUAACAGGGAAGAUUGCUGGACUUUGCACAAGACCUUACAGUGAAGAAACCGGGGAUGCCCAUAUUGUUCACCGUCUCACCGCUCCUGCCCAGCUCGAGUACCCGUCCAGGUCACAGUUCAAGGCUACAAUGAUAUCCAGUGAGGACAGGUAUGUUAUCUCGUCUUGGUAACCUUUCACAAAGCUCACCUUAUGUAGGCCUUGAUGAUCCUUUUUAUGUAGGUGCACCGUGCACAUUACUUUAAAACGAUAAAUCAUAUAUUUUCAA
Molecule: messenger RNA, 2668 nt
Organism: Arabidopsis arenosa
Lineage: Eukaryota; Viridiplantae; Streptophyta; Magnoliopsida; Brassicales; Brassicaceae
Source: the annotation of a GenBank genome assembly